This is a messenger RNA of Caenorhabditis briggsae, 414 nucleotides long. Gene Ontology annotation, molecular function: carbohydrate binding. Lineage: Eukaryota; Metazoa; Nematoda; Chromadorea; Rhabditida; Rhabditidae. The record is from RefSeq and is a predicted model, not a curated record. Bases 1 to 414 code for a protein of 137 amino acids. The transcript is spliced from 3 exons.
AUGGGCACCAUCGACUUUCCAAAAGUUCCACAAACUCUGAAAGUUUUUUCCAAAGUUUAUCCUGGAACAAGAUUCAUGUUCACCGGAAAAUGCUCAUCAAAAAACUUCUCAUUGGCACUAGUCUCGUCCACAGAAAUCGCUAUUUUAUUGGAGUUUGAAAUAGAAAAUGUCAACUUGAUAAAAGCUAAAUCUUUUUCCAAUGAAAAUUGGUCUAUUGAGAAGCUUCUCAAAAACCCAAUCCCAUCAAAUGGAGCGUUUUUCGUUCAGCUUGUAACAUGCAGAAAUUUCUUCGAAGUUUAUUCGGGGGGUAGUCUUUUGCUUACUUUGGAUUUUUUAGUGCCCCCUGAAUCUAUAACUGGGAUACGAUUAAUGGGAGAAAUGGAGAUGUACCGAGUGGAAAUGGAGCAUCUAUGA